AUGUCGACCAUAGUUUCAUGGUCCAUACGGCCGUUGAGUCUGCUUUUAGCUGGCCUUGCGCUUCUUCCAAACGUAUCUCAGGCCAAUCCGUCUGUCAACGUUGCCUUGAGCGCUUCAUUCAAUUCAGCUCCUUACCUCGUGGAACUCCUAGAAACAGCGGCCGAAGAGAACUCGACUUCCUAUUUUCCCCUUCUCGAUCGCAUUGCCGAUGGUAGAUUCGUGGAUGCCACCACCGAGAAAGACCUCUACGAACAAUUCAUUCAGGUGCUCAGCGAAGAUGGCCAUAUUACGGAUCCCGUUGCCUUGUCAUCAUUCAAGUUUGCAUUGUCGAUUCGAUCCACUGCGCCGCGAAUCCAGGCUCAUUACCAAUAUUAUAACUCCUCCGUUGAGAAUUCGUUGAUGGCGGCGCAGGAUGCUGUGUGUCAGGUUUGGGCGCAUUAUGACGGAUCUCAGUAUUGUUCGCCUACUUUAGAGCAUGCCCAGCAGCCUUUAAUUGCUGGAAGGGACGAGUCACUUGAGAAACUGCUUCCUUUCGAUCGUGUGUUGGCUGCUCCAAACGCCGAAGAUGAGGAAAACCAGCAAUCGCUAGUUUUAUAUGCCGAUAUAACCUCGCCUUUAUUCAGCGAGUUCCACAAGGCAGUCAGCAGAAGAGCCAGAGAUGGCGAGAUGUCUUACAGGGUUCGUUACCGGCCAUCGACGGCUGCGUCUAGAUCAGCAACGCCUCUUUUCGUCAGUGGUUAUGGAGUAGAACUUUCUCUCAAGCGUACCGAUUACAUCAUGAUUGAUGAUCGGGCUUCAGGAAAAAGCGACUCUAAGGAGGCUCCCCUUGACUCAAAGCCAACAUUGGCAGUUGACGGACUCUCUGACAGCCCUACUGCUGACCUUGAACCUCUUUCGUCAUCCGAAGUGUCAACUCUUGGAUUGAAUGCUGCGAGUUUUGUCAUGAAUAGUGAUGACCCAUUCGAUACCCUCAUCAAACUAUCUGAUGAUUUCCCUAGGCACUCAAAGACAAUUGCUGGCGUCAAUGCAACCUCAGAAUUUCUCGCUGAAUAUGAGGAAAAUAGGAAAAAUGGAUUGCAGCCAGGUAUAAACACUAUGUGGAUCAACGGUGUUCAAAUGUCUCCUCAAAACAUCGAUGCUUUUUCCCUUCUAGCCCAUCUAAGGCAGGAGCGGAAACUAAUGAACUCGCUUAAUGAACUUGGGUUGCAAGUACAAGAAGCCGUCAAGCUUUUGUCUCAUCCAGCCAUCACAAUGGCCCAGAAAGUACACGGAAGCCAGAGGUACGACUAUCGAGAUGAUAUUGAGGGAGGGGGAGUUAUCAUCUGGCUCAAUGAUCUAGAAAAGGAUUCUCGAUAUAAAGAUUGGUCAGACGAUAUCAUCACACUUCUGCAACCAACAUAUCCUGGCCAGUUCCAUGAACUCCGUCGCGAUGUUCACAACGUCAUUGUUCCUUUGGAUCUGGCAAAUAAGGAAGACAUUACUCUCUUUGUCGAGGAGAUACAAGCUUUUGUUCUGAACAAUGUUCCUAUUAGAUUCGGAUUGGUUCCAACCCAGCUUAGUGAGCUCUCUAAGGAGCAGGCGAAGAUUGCUUAUCAUUUGAAUAAAACUUACGGACUUGAGUCUGUGUUUAGUUACUUUACCGAGAUAUACUCAUCUCAGAAAUUCAAUCUACCCAGCAAAGUUGAUUUUGAAACAGCUAUCAAAGACAAGGAGCCGAAAGAUGAUCAGUCAGUAAUCUUGUUUGAAGAUGUGCUGAAAUCUACUGAACUCGAUGCCUUGAUACAAAAGUCUAGAGGCUAUCUCAAGAGAUUAGCUAUCGACAGAGAGAAUCCUCCUGUAUAUGCCAACGCUAUCCCCAUUGAGCGUGACGAGCGAUGGAUGCACUUCCUAAUCGACAGGUUGUUCAAAGAUGUGCAGGGUUUGCAGCGGCGUAUUUAUGAAGGGGACUACCAGGGAGACGUUUGGCUUCCCAGCUUUUACCUGGAAGAAGCGUCUCCAAAAUUCAACACAUUGGUUAUCCCCGACGACCCCAGUGACAUAACCGUGAAAAGCAUAAACAAUGCUUAUUCGAAAUAUAAGGAAGCUUUUGAGAACAUUCCACGAAUACCAGGGAAGGGCGAUUCUGGCAUAGAUAAAUGGGCCCAACUGGCACUUGUUAUCGAUCUAGAUGAUGAACAUGGCGCAAAGCAAUUGGCUAACGCGGUUGCUUUCCAUAAAGCAAAUCCAGAGGUGGAGGUUUUGAUACUGCACAAGCCGUCGAUGCCAGAAAAUGGGCCAGGCCUGUCUACUGAGCUGCAUAAACUCCUUGACGAUGGACGUGAUUUGGAAAUAGAUGCCAUCGACGCUUUGCUUGACAAGGAAACGGAGAGCAAGAGGACCUCAGCCGAUGCACAGAAGUUUUACUCGACUAUCCAGCCAGUGAUAACUGAGCUAGGAGCGGACGGGAAUGGCAUGCAUGUUAUUUUGAAUGGAAGAUUGAUUGGACCCCUCAACCAGACAACAAUCUUGGACACUCAGGAUCUGGAAUUGGCACUGCAGUAUGAACGUUCCAAGCGCCUUACUCCUGUGGUAAUAGCCCUCGAGUCACUAAAAGAAACCGAUAAAAUCCGUGAUCACCUUGCCUUUGCAAGACUCACAUCCAUGGUAGCACUCUCGACAAUUUCAGAUAUCCCGGAAGGAACUUUCCAAAGACCCCCGAUGAUCCGCACUGAAAUUUUCAAUAGCUGGGUCACCAAGCAUUCAGCAAUUACCGUAUCGAACUCAGAAGCUCCCUUGAUCAACAUCGUUGCGACAUUAGACCCCGCAACAGAAGUUGCUCAGCGGUGGAUUCCCAUCUUGAAAGUUUUGUCCCAGCUCCACGGUGUCUCUCUACGGAUAUUCUUGACUCCCCUAGAGACCAUUAAGGAACUACCUGUGAAAAGGUUUUACAGACAUGUCCUUGAACCUGCACCAUCGUUCCGUGACGAUGGCUCACUAAAUCGACCUGGUGCUUCCUUCCAUGGGGUUCCCCAGGAAGCAUUACUGAACCUCGGCAUGGAUGUUCCGCCGUCAUGGCUUGUGGCCCCUAAAGACUCAGUCCAUGAUCUAGAUAAUAUAAAGUUGAGUUCUCUAAAAGAAGGCACCAAUGUUGAUGCCAUUUACGAGCUUGAACAUAUCUUGAUUGAGGGCCAUUCCCGCGACAUGUCUAAGAACAAGCCUCCGAGAGGUGUCCAGCUACUUCUAGGAACCGAAAGGGACCCUCAUUUUACUGAUACCAUUAUCAUGGCAAAUCUCGGCUAUUUCCAGUUUAAGGCACAACCAGGGCACUGGCAGAUAACAUUGAAGCCGGGUAGAAGCGAUAACAUUUUCAAUCUCGAUAGUGUUGGUGGCAUGGGUUACAGCCCUAAGCCGGGUGACGAUAACAACGAAGUCUCGCUACUGUCAUUCCAAGGAAAGACCCUCUUCCCUCGUUUGUCUCGCAAAUCUGGCCACGAAUCGGAUGACGUUCUCGAGGAUGGAUCUAAGAAACAAGGUUCAGCAAAAAAUCUUCUCUCCCAGGGGCUUGAUUUCGCAUCUGGUGUUUUCUCCGGUGUAUCAAAGACGCGAAAGGAGAAACAUGCGGACAUUAACAUUUUCUCAGUUGCCAGUGGCCAUUUGUACGAGCGAAUGCUGAACAUCAUGAUGCUAUCUGUGACGAAGCAUACGAAACAUUCUGUCAAAUUCUGGUUCAUUGAGCAAUUCCUCUCACCUUCAUUUAAGACAUUUGUCCCUCACUUGGCUGAAAAGUACGGAUUUUCUUAUGAGAUGGUUACAUAUAAAUGGCCACAUUGGCUCCGCCCACAGCGUGAAAAACAGAGAGAGAUUUGGGGUUACAAGAUCCUCUUCCUUGAUGUGCUUUUCCCCUUGUCAUUAGACAAGGUUAUUUUCGUGGAUGCAGACCAAAUUGUCCGUACUGACAUGUACGAUCUCGUUUCUCUCGAUCUAGAGGGAGCUCCAUAUGGCUUCACGCCAAUGUGUGACUCCCGGACCGAGAUCGAAGGCUUCCGGUUCUGGAACCAAGGAUACUGGAAACGUUUCUUGCGUGGUCGACCGUACCACAUUUCUGCGCUUUAUGUUGUUGACCUGAACCGCUUCCGUGCUAUCGCCGCUGGUGAUAGGCUUAGAGGACAAUACCAAUCUCUAUCUGCUGAUCCAGAAAGUUUAUCUAACCUUGACCAAGACCUACCAAACCACAUGCAGCAUUCUAUUCCUAUCAAGAGUCUUCCCCAGGACUGGCUUUGGUGCGAGACAUGGUGUUCUGACGAGUCUCUCAAGACCGCCAAAACGAUCGACCUCUGCAAUAACCCAAUGACCAAGGAACCAAAGCUCGACAGGGCAAGAAGACAAGUACCUGAAUGGACUGUUUAUGAUGAAGAGAUCGCACAGCUGGCACGGACAGUCGGCGCAAAAGACACUGAGUCGGAUCAUACCCAACAUGAAGCCAAAGAGACAGAACCGGAGGAUACGAGCAAGGACGAGUUGUGA
Messenger RNA from Trichophyton benhamiae CBS 112371, 4503 nucleotides. RefSeq lists its product as uncharacterized. NCBI's taxonomy places the organism in Eukaryota, Fungi, Ascomycota, Eurotiomycetes, Onygenales, Arthrodermataceae. The transcript has 5 exons. Gene Ontology annotation, molecular function: UDP-glucose:glycoprotein glucosyltransferase activity. The record is from RefSeq and is a predicted model, not a curated record. The coding region runs from base 1 to 4503 and encodes 1500 amino acids. Gene Ontology annotation, cellular component: endoplasmic reticulum.